AUCUGCAAAUACUGCGGUACACACCACACGCACCACGCACACACAGCCUAAUCUCCCACCUCGACUUCCAGUCCGUUGUUGAACUAAACUGACCUCUCAUCCAAUCUCCAAAAGGCGAGCCACUUGCACUCGCACACUGUCUGUCACCUCAUCCAAAAGACACAUCGUCAGCCCAUCUACAACGCCAUAUUGUCUGCCCCCCCCCCUUCCACGCAUAAUUCAACAGCUUCCGAUCACCCUUUCAAUCGUACAUUUUUGCCCUGCAUUGUCUCGUGGAGGAUGCGACAAUAAAGUCGUAAACCCCGCGCCUGCUAUCGUCGUGCAAUCGCACCUUACCUAACCAGGCUUGCACGAAGGCCAGUCGCAGCUACCUCACUCUACCCGACGUGGGGAGAUUGGGUCCCGACUACCCCCGGAUCGUAACUACCGUCGAAUCAUUGCCUUGCACUCAUCUUGACAGCGCUCCCCUCUCGCGCCUUUCCCUGCACUACUACCGAAGCCCGCACCGCCUGCCGUGUCCGCCGGACGUCGUCAAUUACCCGAGGGUGAACGAGGGAGAAAAAAAAAGGAAAACCCGAUCCAGACUCGGUCUGGCCAGGUCCCAGAACCACCCGCCCCCAGACCAUACACACGCAGCGAGACCAGGCCGGCCGUCGUGUCCCACCCAACGAGCGAAUCUUGACGAAGAAGGAACAAUACAAAAUGGGGAACAACCCCUCGUCGUCGUCCAAGCCCGCGACGCCUGUCUCGUCACAGGACUCACCCAAGCACCACCACCAACACCAUAAGAGGGAAUCCAAACACAUCAUACCGCCCCGAUCCGCUGAGCGAGUCGCUGCCCCGCCCGAGCCCUCCCUCACCCAGGCACAAGGUUCCACGGCCACAAAGGGCCCCAAGCCUCUCCAGGCUAUUCCAAUUUCCAACUUCACCACCGGCUCUCCCUCGUCGAACUCGAGUAACUCCGCCCCGCAACCGAAGCCCCCCGAAUCCAAGAACGUCGUCCGCGAUGCGCCUAGCAAGCCCGUAGACGUUCCUGCUGCUGCCGCCGCGACCGAAUCUUCCUCCCUCCGGUCCCAUUACUCCGCCCACAUGAUCGAACCAGCCUUGGUCGGGAACAGCAGCGUGAACGACAUGUCGUAUCUGACACGUCCGCCGCGCAUGCCGCUCCCCAUCGAAGAAGAGAUACACACUCCCGGCUCGCCCAUUAUCGCCCCCGCCGAUGCCAACGAUGCCAGCGUUGCCGAGGUGGAAACCCUCGAGGAUGGCAUGACAAGGAAGUCGUCGGCGCUGAGCACAAACACUGUCGAAGAAGAAGACGGCGAGGAGUUGAUUGUCGAUAAGACGAGGCCCACGGUGCCGACACGUCUCGAAUGGCGUAAGGGAGGAGGCAAGAUCUACGUCACGGGAACCAUCUUCCAAUGGAACCGCAAGCAUAGAUUACAUCCUGUCGACGGGCAACCCGGCGUGUUUGCGGCGACGAUUCACAUCCUCCCAGGUACACAUCAUGUUAGGUUCCUGGUGGACGGAAUAAUGCAGACCUCGCCUGACUUGCCAACAACUGUGGAUUUUGGAAACAAUUUGGUCAACUUCAUUGAAGUCAGCGCAGACGACCUGCCGGCGAAGGCGCCCGUUGAGCCUGGAAAGGACGGCGUCGCCUCGGCAGCCACCGUUGACAAAGGCGGUGUCAAAACGUCUGCAUCGCAAGCCGACGAGCAACCCAAGCCCCCUAGAGGCAGAGAGGUGCCAUCGCCGAGCCAGUACUUUCAGCAAAUACCCAAGUACCUGGUGGAUUUCGACCAGCCCGAGGACUCGCCGGCAUAUCAGUACGCGGUGACGGCUAUCGAGAAAUUGCCGACUCCCCCCAGUUUACCUGGCUUCUUGGGCAAGCCCAUUCUGAACGCUGCGGUGCUCAUGAAGGAUGACAACAGCGUUCUUAACAUGCCCAACCAUACUGUUCUUAACCACCUUGCAACCAGUAGCAUCAAGAACAACAUUCUGGCGGUCUCGGCCACAACACGCUACAAAAACAAGUACGUCACGACAAUCAUAUAUAAACCCACUACGACAGACGAUUAGCCAAGGAAAGGCCUGGAGUUGCGACUAUCCUCUUGGAUUUCGCCACCCGAACGAUAUACCGUGCAUCACUACAAAUGGUGUGAUAUAUGAUGGUCUGGGGAGUUAUUUGCCACUCAAAGCCAUGGGGCAACGGAAUUGAACUGGCAUAAUGCGCCGUAUUGACCGAUAAGGAGUA
Molecule: messenger RNA, 2251 nt
Organism: Colletotrichum destructivum
Lineage: Eukaryota; Fungi; Ascomycota; Sordariomycetes; Glomerellales; Glomerellaceae
Product: Putative AMP-activated kinase, glycogen-binding protein
Exons: 3
Coding region: 703-2076 (457 amino acids)
Biological process (GO): signal transduction
Cellular component (GO): nucleotide-activated protein kinase complex; nucleus; cytoplasm
Molecular function (GO): protein kinase binding
Source: RefSeq, a predicted model, not a curated record